GCUUAAUAUUUGCCGUGAAUCUGGGAACCUGGUCGCCGGCGGUGGCGGGGUGCGUGAGCUGUGCGGACGUAAAAAAAUGCCUAUCUGAGGCAGUUUCUGGUUGCACAAGACCUGGAACCUUCAGAAGAUGCUUUUGUGUGGCCUUGCAGCUUCCGAAAAGACCAGGAAAGCAUGCCCUGCUCUCAUGUGUCACCUGGAGGUUGCAGAGGCUGUGUGUGCAGAGGUUCCGAAGGCCAUCUGAGGAGGCACAAUAUUUUCGAGGCGUAAAAAGAUAAAAUCUCUUGAGUCAAGUUUGAUUCUUGGUGACCUCAUGGAUAGAGACAGAUCUGCAAUUUUGGGAAUGUUGCAGUUGAUCUGAAAUAUCCACAGUGCCUCUGAAGAAAAGAACACUCAGGGAAUGUUUACAGCUGGAUAUUUUUAAUGUUCAUGAGAUGUCUCCUAGAACUGCUCUCCUGAUGCCAUGGAUAUUCUGCUUCUUAAAGCACUGGUGUUGGUCUUGGUCAGUUGUUUUACUGGGCUUCUUUACUACCAGCCCAGCCUUACUUUUAAGUGGGAAAGAGCAGUUUUCAAAAAACCAAAUUUCAUAGUAAUUUUGGCAGACGAUAUUGGAUGGGGAGAUUUUGGAGCCAACUGGGACCUAAAAAAAGGCACACCUAAUUUGGAUAAGAUAGCCCAGGAAGGAAUGAGAUUUGUAGAUUUCCAUUCAGCUGCAUCUACCUGUUCCCCAUCACGUGCUUCUCUGCUUACAGGACGUCUCGGCCUUCGUAAUGGCGUCACCCAUAAUUUUGCUGUGACUUCAGUGGCAGGCCUUCCAUUGAAUGAGACAAUAUUGGCAGAAGUUCUGAAAGAAGCUGGCUACCUCACUGCUAUGAUAGGGAAAUGGCACUUGGGACAUCAUGGCUCUUUCCAUCCCAUCUUUCGUGGUUUUGAUUUUUAUUUUGGGAUACCAUAUAGUCCUGAUAUGGGCUGUACUGACACUCCAGGUUAUAACCUCCCUCCCUGCCCAGCUUGUCCCAGAUGCUCCACAACAGUCGGUAACCAUCAGACAAACUGCUAUCCUGAAAUCGCACUUCCUCUUUUUGAAAACCUUACAAUUGUCCAACAGCCUGUGAACUUAACUGCCUUAGCUACAAAGUAUACAGAAAAAAUUAUUCAUUUCAUUCACUAUGCCAGCCAGAAAGGCCUCCCUUUCUUCCUGUAUCUUGCUCUGGCUCAUAUGCAUGUGCCUUUGGUCUUGUCUGAGACACCUUGGAAUCAAUCUUGCCAAGAUCCCUAUGGAACAUACUUGAAAGAAAUGGAUGCUUUGGUGGGACAGGUCAAGGAUGCAGUUGACAGCACAGCAAAGGAAGAUACAUUCCUCUGGUUUACAGGAGACAAUGGUCCUUGGUCUGAAAAGUGUGACUAUGCAGGAAGUGUUGGUCCAUAUACAGGGAUGUGGCAAAAAACAAAAGGUGGUAGCUCAGCAAAGCAGACAACGUGGGAAGGGGGACACCGUGUUCCCACAGUAGCAUACUGGCCAGGGAAGAUCCCAGCAAAUAUGACGAGUCCUUUGAUGUUGAGCACUUUAGACAUAUUUCCUACAUUGGUAUCUCUGGCGAAUGCCACCCUUCCUCUCAACAGACGAUUCGAUGGAAUAGAUAUCUCUGAAGUCCUGUUUGGCUACUCAAGCAAAGGACACCAGACAUUGUUCCAUCCCAACAGUGGUGCAGCUGGAAAAUACGGAGAAAUACAGUCCCUUCGGUUGGACCAAUAUAAAGCCUUUUAUCUUACAGGUGGUGCCAAAGCAUGUGAUGGAAGCAUUGGUCAGGAAGUACAUCACCGGCCACCUCUCAUUUUUAACUUGCGGCGUGAUAUUCAAGAGCAAGAGCCGAUGGACAUUCACAGUGCUGAGUAUCGUUCUGUCUUGCCAUUAGUAAAUAAGGCCUUUGUGGAUAUUCUUCAGGAUAUUGCUUCAGACAAUGUCUCUAUAGCAGAUUAUUCUCACGAUGCAGAUGUGAUCCCCUGCUGCAACCCCCAACACUUGGCCUGCAGAUGUGAAUCUGCUUAUUCUAACUUAUCUUUGGAAAAAUGCUAAACAACUUCCAAGUUAACAAGCAUCUGUCCUCCCAGAACUAGAAAUCAAAUGGGUGAAACUGCUACAAAAAAGUACAACAUUCUUGGUUUGGAUUUUAUAUAAUAAUUUGUCAUAUCUUUCUACAGAAUUUAGCUUGACUGAUAACUGAAAUAUGGGCCUAAAAUGUUUAGAUGGCUAUUUGAUACCCCUUGAUUAAGUCCAGCUCACCUAGAACCCAACAUCACAAUGUUAUGUCUCCUUCUCCCCUUUGUACAUCACAGAAAAGCAGGAGUGGAGUGUUAGAACAUAAAACAAUUGCACAAACAGAAAGGCAGGAAAGAACUAUAUUGUUAAGAUUGAAUAUUUUUAGGAGAACCAUGUGCAUUUCAUAAAGUCAGAUUAUAAUCCAAGUACCUCAAAGAAAGUUUGGCAUUGACUUGAAGUCAAUCCCAGGCAUCAAAUGCCAUCUAAAGUUAGACAAUGUUAAAUUUGAACAAUUAAGACAGUUGUGAUUUUUUUUGUAGUAAUAGAAUGUGGUUAAUUUUUUUAUCAACCAUUUGACAAUAUUAUAUGUAACAGUUUCUUUUCACAGUCAUUCAGGCUCAUAAUAUAUUUUGAUUAUUUUUUUUUUUUAAAAAAAUAGCUCUCGCUGUUGAUUUCCAAACUUGAUCUGUGUUUGAUUUUCCCUGAAAAGAAUAAUUGAGGCAAGGGAAAUAGGUAGCCACUGUGUUGUAAACGUAAAAAAAGAUUUCCAUGAUUUUACAUGUGCAGCAAUUUAUCCAUACAGCUUAAUCUGGACCGAUAGCAAGGCUUUUCUUACUCCUUUGCUGCACUUUGCUUCCUGAAAGGGAAGUGUUUGAAGGGGGUUAUGCAUGCAUUUAUUUCCCAAGUUACACAAGAAGAAGGAAUAUGAGUGGAAACACAGCUCCUGUUAACCUCAUGAUUUUAUUGACAAAUAUUUCAGCAUUCCUCCAACCCUGGAAGUUGGGGGAUUUCCUUUUAUUCAAGUAGAUAAUUGCAAAAAUAUUCUGCAUGGGUAAAUUCUCAUGAGUAUACUGUACAAAGACGUAAAUCAGUAGGUUCUUUUCUAGGUACAUUUAUACAUGGCAUAAAUAAGAAAAGGGCUAGUUGGAGUAUAAAAUUCAGCUUCAAUCAGAUGCAUUUAUACUGUGGUUCUUGAGAAGAGAAUAAUGUGCAUAUACAGUACAUUGAUACCAAACAUAGAGCAUUUUAAGAAAAUACACAAAAGAGGGGCAGAAUACAUCAACUAGCAAAAGUGAAACAUACUGUGUGAAAAGUACUGGAGCGUCUCUGGUUUGCCCCACGUUUGUGGGUUCUUCUACAUUCCCCCUUGUUUUUCCAAACUACCUCCCAUCCGCCGCUCUGUGUUGUGUUGCUUGCCUCUCCUCAUGAUCGCUUCAUUUUGUUCGUCUGGCUUCCACGGCACAAGAUUAUCUACCAAAAUCAAAACAGAACGGCCUUACUUUCCCUGGUCAUGUGCGUUGAGCAUGGAGUGUUGCAAACAGGCUUGAGAUGCAUGCAGAGGGAAGCGGCGGGGAGAUGAAAGUCAUGGCAUAGUUUCACUUUUGGCAAAGCUGAUGGGUUUCUGGGCCUCCCUUAGGGCUUUGUCCUCGAUUGACAGAAAAAAUCUGACUCAGAAAUAAGUGUGUGUUGGGAUCUAGACUUAAAAUAUAUUCCUGGGUUAAACAAUGGUUCCUGUACGUGUUUUGACUGCAAACAUACACACUGGAACAUCUUGAAGAAUCAGUUAUUUAAACAUGUAGAAAAAAAGAAAGGCAACAGCUCAGCAUAUUGGCUAAAAGUAACAUUUAUAGCAGUGUUUCUCAACCUUCACAAUUUUAAGGCAUGUGGACUUCAACUCCCAGAAUUCCACAGCCAGCAAUGCUGGCUGUGGAAUUCUGGGAGUUGAACUCCACAUGCCUUAAAAUUGUCAAGGUUGAGAAACACUGAUUUAUAGUGUAGGUUUGUCACUCCCAAUGGCCAUCAUGAGAAGCUGUCAAUAAGAGUACAAAACAAACAGAGUUCUUGUAAGACACAGCAAGCCUUCUUGGCUUUUUGAAAAGUGUCUGAUUCUUCUGUUUUUCAAAAUCUUAGUCAUACUGUUGGUGCUUUACUUCACCAACUUUUGAUCCUAUUAGCGGUAACCCAAAGUUUACAUUCUGACAUUACGAAGUCACAACUGAACCAGACUCCAGCAAGAGAAUAUGGUACUACUGUUGCUACCCUUCUUAUGCAACAUAGUGUAGCAUUGAACAUGCCCUGUACUCUAGAGUGUAACUUAUUAUUUCACAAUCAAAAACUAGAUGGCUCUCCUCCUAAAGCAGUGGUUCUCAACCUGUGGGUCGGGACCCCAUUUGGGGUCGAACGACCAUUUCACCGGGGUUACCAAACAAGACUGUCCGCCAUUUUUCCCCCUUUUCUUUGGCCACGCCCCUGGCACCCGGUGAUGUAUAAGUGGUUGGGGGUCACCACAACAUGGGGAACUGUAUUAUGGGGUCGCGGCAUUAGAAAGGUUGAGAACCACUGUCCUAAAGCAUUCGUGUUUAAAGGCAGAUCAAGACCCCAGUUUCCAUAGUUGUUCCCAUUUUCCAUAGAGAGACGACAACUUUUAUCAUAUCCAGAACAAUUCCAAGUAGAAAAUGCUACAUGCCAUCAUUUCUGUAAUGACAUGUUUAUUGUAUUGGUACACAAUAAAAGACAAAUAAGGCACAUAAGGAAAUGUGGUAUAUUAGUGGAUUAUGGAUAUCUGGUUAAUAGUUAAUUAUUAUUUAUCCCAUCUUAGUAUCUCAGAUCUGGUAUGGUAAAAUUAAUUCAGCUCCUUUUGGCCUUGUGCACAUCUCUGUAGUUUUCUUGGCAAUAAUAUAUUUCCAGAAUUUUUUUUAAUUUUUAGUUUCAAGUUUAGAGAAUUCUUGGUGGUCUCUCCUCUUAAUACAGUACACAUCUGACCCUGCUUAGCUUUUUGAGAUCAACUCAAGACUGGCUAUAUCUUGUCAUCUAGCUCUGCCUUAGGCUAGGAUUUUUGAGCAGAUGAAAUUACAGUAAAUAUCCAAAAAUAUGUGACAGCAGAUAGUAGUAAGUUGGAUCAGUCAGUGCAUCUCUUAUUUGUCUGUUUACAUCUCACUUUUUGUUUUUGUAAAUAAAUUCAAGAUACCAAAUAUACACAAUAUUCUUUCCUCCUCCUAUUUUCUCCCACAUCUACAACCACUAUCCUGUGAGUUGAGUUGCACUGAGAGAGAGAAUAACUGGUCCAAAGUCACCCAGUUGGCUUUCAUGCCUAAGGGGGGACUGAUAUAUGGUUCUUAAGAAUUAAAAAAAAACAUAUAUACUUUCUUCUCUGCUGGUAGGGCUCCUAUAAAAUACUGUACCUGGAAUGGGCAAGAGAACAAGUUGCAUUGAAAAUGGGUAGAGACUGCAAUCCUUCAGUCUAGAAUGUCUAAGGGCCCAUCUUAAGGAAUAUUGGAUUUGAAAGAUGUCUGUCUCUGAUUUCAGGAGAGAAGCUAUUAAUGGGGGAGAAACCAAUGGAAAUACUUUAUCCAUCACUUCUGCUCUGUUGAUAGUCUAAGUUUUGAUGUUGAAGUGUUCCAAAAAGAAAG
Molecule: messenger RNA, 5667 nt
Organism: Crotalus tigris (Tiger rattlesnake)
Lineage: Eukaryota; Metazoa; Chordata; Lepidosauria; Squamata; Viperidae
Gene: ARSG
Product: arylsulfatase G
Exons: 14
Coding region: 461-2074 (537 amino acids)
Molecular function (GO): arylsulfatase activity
Source: RefSeq, a predicted model, not a curated record